Molecule: messenger RNA, 1062 nt
Organism: Oikopleura dioica
Lineage: Eukaryota; Metazoa; Chordata; Appendicularia; Copelata; Oikopleuridae
Source: the annotation of a GenBank genome assembly
AUGAAGGACAAUAUCGAAAUUCUUAAAUCACACAUCAAGAACGGAAUCGGUGUGUGUCAUCUCGUUUAUCCUUCAGAUGAGCAAGAAAAUGAACACAUUUUCGUCGCCUCGGACACAAGUCAAUUCCAGACAGGUGCAAUUAUUGGCAACCUUACGCUGGACAAUGACGAAAUCAGCAACGUUCGCGUUUGUGGAUAUUCGUCAAAAGCUCUUGAAGAACCCGAGACAUUCUUGUCCGCAAGGGCAAGGGAACUUGCGGGCCUUAUGCAUGGCAUCAACUCAUUCAAAGACCUUCUUCCGAAGGAUGCUAGGCUCAUCUUCAUAGUUGACCAUAAGUCACUUGAAGAUCUCCACUGCAAACCAAGUCUUAAACCAAGCAGCGGGACAAGAGCAAGACGAGCUUACAGCUCUGUCAUGGAAUUUUCUCGUGCUAGAGUUAUCUACCUACCUAACACGAGUGAUAUCAUUAAAACUUGUGAUAAUCUGUCACGACAUCCAAUCUUUGAAAUUGACCACAAAGCUGUUUUCCAUCCCUCAAUUCUCUGUCCAAAGAGGACCAAAGAGAAUUCAUCGAGUGACCAUCUGAACAACUUAAAGCUUCAGAUUCCAAGACCAAAGGUCGAUGUCAGAGCGAUCAUCGAUGCCCAGAAAAAGUGCACUGAAAUAUCUGGGAUUCGAGAAAAUAUUGAGCAAAACAAGUCUAAAAACAACGAUUAUUUUUUGCUCAAUGAUCUUGUCUAUAAGAAGGUCCGUAACAAAAAACUUGUUGUUAUUCCGGAAAGCCUUACCAUAGACAUCAUCAAUUAUUUUCAUCAAGCUCUGUUUCACAUCGGAGAAAAACCCCUGCUCCAGCACCUUAAUAAGAAUGAACAUUUUCUUUUUAAGCAAAAGGGAAAACAUGUCAAAGCAUGUGUUAAAAGUUGCCUCAGAUGCAAUCAUAUUCACCGUCGCUACAAGACUGCGGACGUCAAGCAGAAGCUCGAGCCGACAUUACGUCCAUACUCGGCUGUUUAUGCUGACACGAUGCACUAUGUCUGCGAAGGAAAGAAAUUUUAUUUUUAA